This is a messenger RNA of Dothidotthia symphoricarpi CBS 119687, 453 nucleotides long. RefSeq names its product Trm112p-domain-containing protein. NCBI's taxonomy places the organism in Eukaryota, Fungi, Ascomycota, Dothideomycetes, Pleosporales, Dothidotthiaceae. The transcript is spliced from 2 exons. Gene Ontology annotation, biological process: tRNA methylation; peptidyl-glutamine methylation; rRNA (guanine-N7)-methylation. Gene Ontology annotation, molecular function: protein heterodimerization activity. The record is from RefSeq and is a predicted model, not a curated record. Bases 1 to 453 code for a protein of 150 amino acids.
AUGAAACUCCUCACCCUCAACUUCCUCACCUGCGCCAUCAAAACGUGCAAAACAGACCCCUCCUCCUUCCCCCUGCACCCGCGCGACGCAGAAUUAGAAAUCCAAGAAGCAGAAGUUAACCUGCCGUUUCUGCGCAACAUCCUGCCGCGCCUCAUGUGGGCGGAGCUGUCGGUUAUAUGUCGCGAGCUGGGCCUCCCCGAACUCCCCGCCACGCCGCCCACGCCCGAGGAUCUCGUCGAGCCGUCGAACGCGAACCUGAAUGCGGCGCUUGACGACGACGAGACGCACACCGCACCGACGGAGCAGGAACCGAGUCAGACGGCGAAAGACCUGCAUCGCGUGCUGCUCGAGACGUGUAUUGCCGAGGGGAAGCUGGUGUGCGGGUGCUGUGGGCACGAGUAUGCGGUGAAAGAGGGGGUUGCGAAUUUUUUGCUGCCGGGGCAUUUGGUGUGA